Nicotiana attenuata is the source of this 2055-nucleotide messenger RNA. RefSeq lists its product as uncharacterized. NCBI's taxonomy places the organism in Eukaryota, Viridiplantae, Streptophyta, Magnoliopsida, Solanales, Solanaceae. The record is from RefSeq and is a predicted model, not a curated record. The transcript has 3 exons. Bases 1 to 2055 code for a protein of 684 amino acids.
AUGAUAUGUGAGGAGCAAAACUGCCAACUAACUAGACAACCAACAUUAGAUGAAGUCAAGAAAGCAGUUCUUGGAUUGAAUGGGGAUAGUGCAUGUGGUGCUGAUGUAUUCAAUGGGAAUCUUUUCCAUGCUUGCUGGGAGAUCAUUGGUGAAGAUAUAUUGGAGAUGGCUGGAUUUGUUAAAGGAAGAAGUAUUAUUGAGAUUGUACUGCUUACUCAGGAGAUAAUUACUGACAUUAGGUUGAGAACUAAAGCAGGUCCAAAUGUUGUUCUAAAGCUGGACAUGAUGAAGGCAUAUGACAGACUUUCUUGGCUUUUUCUCACAAAAGUGUUAAGGAAGAUGGGCUUCUCUGAGAGAUUUAUUGGCAUGAUCUUUGGUAUUGUAUCUAAUAACUGGUACUCAAUUCUUGUUAAUGGGCAGCCACAUGGCUUUUUCAAGUCUUCUAGAGGAGUGAAGCAAGGUGAUCCAUUAUCACCUACUUUGUUCAUAUUGGCUGCAGAGGCAAUGUCAAGGAGUCUUAAUGCUUUACAUAGAAAUCUGUAUUUUUGUGGCUUUGGUAUGCCCAAAUGGAGUCCUAAAAUAAACCAUCUUGCUUAUGCUGAUGACACAAUUAUAUUCUCAUCAUCAGAUGCCACUUCCUUAAGGUUGAUCAUGGAUGUCUUGAAUUCAUAUGAAGCAGCUUCAGAGGUGGUGAACAAGAUUGAGGGAAUUACUGGGAUAGGGAGACAGGAAUUUCCAUUCACUUAUCUUGGUUGUCCUAUCUUUUAUUCAAGGAGAAGGAUGGAUUAUUAUGAGGAUUUAAUUACUAAGGUAAAGGAUAAGUUGCAGACUUGGAAAGGGAAGCUAUUAUCAGUAGGUGGAAGGGCAGUACUGAUUAAUAGUGUGCUGCAAAGCAUGCCUAUUCAUCUCCUAUCUGCAGUGAAUCCACCUGCUUAUGUGAUCAACAGGUUACACAAGAUAUUUGCUAGGUUCUUUUGGAGCAGUUCUAUGGAGGGCAAGGCUAGACACUGGGCUUCUUGGGACAAUCUUUGCCUACCUAAAGAGGAAGGAGGGGUAGGAUUUAGAUCAUUGCAUGAUAUGUCCAAGGCCCUAUUCUGCAGGUUAUGGUGGAAUUUUAGGACCAAACCAUCAUUGUGGAGUUCCUUCAUGUGUCAAAAAUACUGCAAAAAGAUGAAUGCAAUUAUUGUUCCUUGGAGAUAUAGCUCUCAUGUGUGGAGGAAGAUGUUGGAAUGCAGAGAUAUUGUGGAGCAUCAAAUUUACUGGAAAAUUCAGAUGGGAUCUUCUCUUUUCUGGUUUGACAAUUGGACAGGAUUAGGAGCACUUUAUUUUCUGACACCUUCAGAAUUCAUAGUUGAUGAAUCAAUUCAAAAUGUGAAUGAAGUGAUGAUUGAAGGACAGUGGGAUGUGGAAAAGCUUAGGGAACUGUUACCAGAUGAUUUAGCUCUACAUAUCAUAAAUAACAUACCAUGCCCUGCAUAUUCAGAUGAACUGGACAAACCUAUUUGGAGUCUAGACACUAGAGGGCAAUUCUCAGUUAAAACUGCUUGGCAAUACCUGAAAAGAAGGAAAGAUCCUGCUCUUGCAUUCUCUAAUAUGUGGAUUGCUGGACUGCCAUUUAAAAUUUCCUUUUUCAUGUGGAAGCUGUGGAGAGGUAAACUACCUCUGGAUUCUACUCUAAGAAGAAUGGGAUAUUUUGUGCCUUCCAAACGCUGGUGUUGUAUCAGGCAAAAUGAAGAAACAAUUAGCCAUGUUUUCUUCAGAUUUUACACAGCUACAAAGGUGUGGUCAUACUUUUUCAAUCAUGCUGGAAUAUCUCUUGAAGGUUUGAGUUUGCAUCAAGCUAUAGUCAAGUGUUGGACCUUAAAGGUGAUAACUAGAUUGAAGCCAAUUUUUUUAGCCUUACCUUGUAUCAUUGUAUGGGAGCUGUGGAAAAGGAGAAACAGUAAUAAACAUGGUGAACCUGUGUCUACUAAUAGGGUGGUUUUUCAAGUCUGCACAACUAUUCAGGCACUUAUCAAAUUGAGAAAGCCUGGGAUUUCUUUAUGUGCCAUAUAG